Molecule: messenger RNA, 1681 nt
Organism: Capsella rubella
Lineage: Eukaryota; Viridiplantae; Streptophyta; Magnoliopsida; Brassicales; Brassicaceae
Product: probable protein phosphatase 2C 22
Exons: 4
Coding region: 295-1467 (390 amino acids)
Biological process (GO): protein dephosphorylation
Molecular function (GO): cation binding; protein serine/threonine phosphatase activity
Source: RefSeq, a predicted model, not a curated record
ACUCGUAUUUCUCGCCUCCGCCGGCGAACAGCUUUCACAUCUCUCAUCUCUCUCUCUCCCUUCGCGUGUUCUAAUUUGUACCACAAAACCCUAAUUUACUUAAACCCUAAAAUUCGUGCAACCCUUUAAACAAUUGCUUCAAUUUCAUCUUCGAUUCCGAAUCUCUCAUCCACCACAGCUACAUUCCACGUUUCGAAAUCUCGUUUUUUCAAAUCGACUCGCUGACUCGUGAGUUGACUCGUAAGCUCUAAAUUUGUUUUUUGCUUUUAGAAAUCUAUUUAACGAUGACGCGAUAUGGAAGAAACUAGAGGAAUCCCUGAUCCGGAGAAUGGGAGUUCGAGUUACGGCGGUAAACCGCCGAAUCCUCUCUCCUUCUCUUCUUCCUCCGCCGCCGUCUACAGGCAAAGCUUCGACGGUGAGCGAUCGUUGGCUCCGUGUAAUAAGAGGUCGCUUGUUCGACACCCAUCUCUCGUGAAGACGAAGGUGUCAGAUAUAUCUGUUGAGAAUGAGUUUACUUUAGAGAAGAAUAACUCUGAGUUUGUUCCUGCUAUGCGUUCUGGAGCUUGGUCUGAUAUUGGCUCCAGGUCUAGCAUGGAAGAUGCUUAUCUAUGUCUUGAUAAUUUCAUGGAUAGCUUUGGACUUCAGAGCUCUGAGGCUGGUCCAAGUGCCUUCUAUGGGGUGUUUGAUGGACAUGGUGGGAAGCAUGCAGCUGAUUUUGCAUGUCACCAUAUACCGAGGUACAUUGUCGAGGAUCAAGAGUUUCCUAGUGAAAUCAAUAAGGUGAUGUCUUCAGCAUUUCUUCAAACAGACACUGCCUUCUCAGAGGCUUGUUCAUUGGAUGGGGGACUUGCUUCAGGAACUACUGCUUUGGCAGCUAUUCUUUCUGGGAGGUUGUUGGUGGUAGCAAAUGCUGGAGACUGUAGAGCAGUCUUAUCCCGUCAAGGAAAAGCCAUUGAACUGUCAAGAGACCACAAACCCAUGAGCAGUAAGGAGAGAAGACGCAUUGAGGCAUCGGGUGGAUAUAUAUACGACGGCUAUCUAAAUGGGCAACUUAAUGUGGCUAGAGCGCUUGGGGACUUUCAUAUUGAAGGCAUGAAGAAGAAGAAAGACGGUUCUGGCAGUGGACCUCUCAUCGCAGAGCCUGAGCUCAUGACAACUAAACUAACCGAAGAGGACGAGUUCCUAAUAAUUGGGUGUGAUGGGGUUUGGGAUGUGUUCAUGAGCCAGAAUGCCAUAGAUUUUGCUAGAAGGAGACUACAGGAGCACAAUGACCCGCUCAUGUGUAGUAAAGAGUUAGUAGAGGAAGCUAUAAAGAGGAAGAGUGGGGAUAACGUGACUGCGGUGGUUGUGUGUCUUCAGCCACAACCACCACCGAACUUGGUUGCGCCGAGGUUGAGGGUUCACCGUAGCUUCUCAGCUGAGGGUUUAAAAGAUUUACAGAGCUUCUUGGAUGGCUUGGGGGACUAAUUGGGUGACCUGGGGUCCUGAAGAUGGUGACGAAUGAUUGUUUUGUUUUUGUUAUUUUCUUACAAUUUAUAGUUUGGGUUUCAGAGGUUUUGUUUUGUUACUUUCUUGCAAAUUGAGUAAACUUAUAACAUGAAGCGGCAUACAAUAAUUUAUUGUUUGGUAGGAUAUAUUUAUUCUCACUUUUGCUUAAUAAUAUUUCUGCUUCUUCAGUCUC